ACCUCUCCGUCACCACCGGCAUCAUCAUCGAACUCGGAUGGAAUCGUGGCUGACUGUGUGGUGUGCGGUGACAAAUCCAGCGGCAAACAUUAUGGACAGUUCUCGUGCGAGGGCUGUCCAUCAGACGUUCACUUUCGUACACAUGUCGAGGUUCGAAGAACUUGCCCCGUUGACGUGAACCACAGAAAUCAGUGCCAAUUCUGUCGACUGAAGAAGUGCGUCAAAAUGGGUAUGAGAAGGGAAGCAGUUCAACGUGGAAGGCUACACAAUGGACCACCAUUUCUCAGCUAUCUCUUCCCAUCACCGUUCAUGCCACGACCGCCUCUCCCAUUCUUCCAUCCGCUCAUGAUGAACUUUGCCAACACAACUGAAACUGUGUCUCGCCUAAUCGAACCAGAUAUUCCGUCACUGAAUGAGCCAUUAAAAGUGGAAACAGCUCAGGAGAAGAUACAAGCGUCUCUCGACGAAUACUGUAGGACUCAGAAACCCCAUCAGGUGAGCAGUAGUUGA
Cooperia oncophora is the source of this 510-nucleotide messenger RNA. The record is from the annotation of a GenBank genome assembly. Lineage: Eukaryota; Metazoa; Nematoda; Chromadorea; Rhabditida; Trichostrongylidae.